GUUUUACUGUCAAUUAAUGGCUGAUGAAUCAUUCCCUGUUCCGAAAAAGGAUAUCUUUUAAGUUUUUGUUUAAAUUUGAUGUUUCUGGAUAUGGUGCGGAUGCUUUAUACGUACCGAUAUGUUUGUUUUUAGUAUGGGUUUUUCUUUUGGAAGCCAAAUUCUAGGAUUCUAAUCAUCAUUUUGGUGAAAAUACAACAGGAUUUGUAUGUUUUUGUUGCUGUUUUAUGUUUUUUAGUUAUGUGAAGAUGGAUCUGAUAUGGACUUUGUUUAUUGAUUUAUAAUUUCUCAUCGCUAUAAUUUUUCUGGUUGGACUGGUUUAUGAGAAAAGUUCGUAAAAAUUUGGUUGGUUAUGUGAUAUUUUGCUAUCUGGUUGCUGAGUUGAAUCAGCCAUUUAAGUUCUUAUUUGGAAUUGUUAAAAUUUGACUGUUGUUUGCCAUUUCCAAUCCCAGAUUCUAAUUGUAAUUGGCUUGUUUAUCCCUCUUCUUAACUGUGUUUCCUUGCACCUGAGGCCAACAUUAUGAGUAUCUCGUUUCAUUUUUCAAUCUCAUUCCUCAUAUGUUUAAUGGUUCAUCAAAAUGCUCAGAAUCUUGUUGCAGAUUUAGUAUUAAACAUGCUUGACAAGCAUUUCAUUAGAUUCACGUGUAUUAUAUUUCUUCAUGAGAAGAGAGUAAAGAUGAUGAGGAAGUGUUAUUUGAAUUUCGAUGUUUUUUCAAUUGGGGACUAGGAACCUGUCUAUUUUUGUGCUCUGAACUUUUGGUUUUUCCCCAAUUGUUCAAAUCUUCUAAAUUCAUCUGGAAUUACGUUUCACCCUUUUGAUAUGGCAUCAGUUGCAGUAAUUCGAGUGGAAGUACGGGCUUCUUCUAAACUGUCUAGUGUUGAAGAGUUAAAAUUUUGUAGCAAAAAUUAUCUCUGUAUAUUUUUUCUUCAGUCAGUCAUUUUGAUGUGUUGUAGUAUUUCCCUUUUCCAUCCUUUUGAAUUUACAUACUCUGUAUUUGAUGCAUGGUGAUCAUACAUAUUGUGAAUGAAAGUUGUAUGAAUAAAGCGUGCAAAGUUUCCGUCUACGGUGUAUGGACAUCAAGUGAUGUAAAGUGCUAGACUUUUUUGUGAUGGACAAUGUUAGUGCUGAUGCAACCAGAAGUUGCCGAAGUGAAGAACUUGAACUUCCAAUCUGAUGUCGACUACCCAUAGCUCUUUGCAGGGGCAUAAUGAUAGUGGUGUUCAUGCUGCAGGAUCCCAACUAAAAAAGAGGCUCACAUUUGAAAGAUCUCUUGGUUCUAAUAAUCUGAAAAGAGUUGUGGAUGUCAAUAAUCAUCAAGACCAAGAAGAUAUGGAACUAUCGUCACGAAUAAGGGCACAGGAAGGGGAGAUUCAACUUCUUCGUCAACAAAUUUCAGUUGCUUGUUUGAAGGAAUUGCGACUGUUGAAUGAGAAAUAUGCACUGGAGAGGAAAUUUUCAGAUAUAAGAAUGGCAGUUGAUGAGAAACAAACUGAAGUCCUUACUUCUGCCUUCAAUGAGUUGGGAUACAGAAAAGGGGAUCUUGAAGUGAACUUAAAAUUGACUAAUGAAUUGAAGGCUGUGGAUGAUGAAAGAUAUCAUUACAUGUCAUCAUUGCUUGGGCUUUUGGCAGAGUAUGGCAUAUGGCCUCAUGUCAUAAAUGCCUCUGUUUUAACCAACAGGGUGAAGCUUCUUCAUGAUCAGUUGCAGCAGAAGAUCAGAACAUCUUAUGAAAAGAUUGGAGAACGAACAUCUCUUGCUGAAAAUCAAUUGGAGAGUGGAUUUCCAUAUCAAAAAAGAGAGAAUACUGAUUUUAAAUUCUUUGAGAGUGGAUAUCAAUAUCAAAAGAGAGAGAGUAUGGAUAUGGGGACUUCAAAAUACCAGCUUCCUCCCAAAGCUGAGGGUUUGAGAACAACUGAAGAUGUCUUUAUAUCUAGGGUACAAAAUAAUAUUCCAGGAUCAGCAGACUUUUGUCUAAGACCUGAAAUGUACCAACCUGUCAACAACGACAGUCCUCCGGACCCUUUAUUCUAUGCUGGCAGGGAGGUGCCUGGUGCUUUUACCCCUCCAGUUGAUGAUGAUGCUGUGGAAUUGCAACGUUAUACAACUGAUGAGAGAUAUAACCACCCUGUAAUGAUCGAGGGACCUGGCAUCGAGAAUUUUCAAAUAGUUGGUGAGGCUGCACCAGGGAGCAGACUUCUUGCGUGUGGAUAUCCUACGCGGGGGACUUCUCUCUGUAUAUUUCAGUGGGUUUGGCAUCUUGAAGAUGGGACAAGGCAGUAUAUUGAAGGAGCUACAAAUCCAGAAUAUGUUGUUGGAGCUGAUGAUGUUGAUAAACUACUUGCUGUUGAGUGCAUACCAAUGGAUGAGAAAGGCCAUCAGGGGGAUCUGGUAAAGCUUUUUGCUAAUGAUCAGCACAAAAUAAAAUGUGAUCCUGACAUGCAACUGGAGAUUGACACAUAUCUCUCAAAGGGUCAAGCUAUGUUCACUGUUCUAUUGCUGAUUGAUUCGUCUGAAAAUUGGGAGCCAGCAUCUAUUUCUUUGAGGAGGUCUGGGUACCAAAUUAAGAUGGGAAAUACAGAAGCUGUUGUAAUUGCUGAGAAGUAUUCAAGAGAGUUGUCGUUGAAAAUUCCUUCUGGGAUCUCUACACAAUUUGUUUUGACAUGUUCUGAUGGAUCAUCUCUUCCCUUUAAUACAUAUGAUGUUAGGAUGCGGGAUACACUUGUGUUGACCAUGAGAAUGUUCCAAAGCAAGGCAAUGGAUGAUAGACGGAAAGGAAAAGCAUAGACAAAAUCCCUUCGCCAUUGAAGUAUUGUGUUGAUAUUCACCCUUCAUUCAUUAUGCAAAGGAGAGAUGUAAUUGAAUUUGAUUAAUCAUAAUUGAAUUUGAUUAAUCAUAGUCUGAACUAAUAAAUCAAAUAAAUUAUACAGGUCUUCUCUUUUACCUUUUA
Molecule: messenger RNA, 2945 nt
Organism: Benincasa hispida (wax gourd)
Lineage: Eukaryota; Viridiplantae; Streptophyta; Magnoliopsida; Cucurbitales; Cucurbitaceae
Cellular component (GO): plasma membrane
Source: RefSeq, a predicted model, not a curated record